UCAUUACUUUCGUAUACUGUAUUAGCAUAUAUGAAUUACCUUCAUCUUCUUCACCAAACUCCUCUCAUUUGUUCUGAAAAUGAGUACCUCUGAUGAGCAGAAAAGAUCUCAUGUCCCGAAAUUCGGCGAUUGGAACAACAAGGGCGGCAAUGUACCAUACACCGCCGUUUUUGACAAGGCCCGCAAGGGUAAAUUGAAAGAUGGAGUGAAGAUCAUGAAUCCAAAUGAUCCGGAGGAAAAUCCAGAAGCUUUCACCACCAUCGACGAGAAAGAGAAAGUGAAAGAAGGGGCGGUGAAGAUCAAACUCCCUAUCGUUGCUGAAGAGAGUCGAGACUCCUCAGAAUCUGAAUCCAUUGCGCCACAGUUGUCAUAUAUUAGUCGUGCUAGUUUGAGUCACCGCCGCCGCAGGAGUGACGAAUCGGAGCUAUCUGUCUAUAGUGAAAAGAUGAGUUUCGAGCGUAAUAAUUCAUCACUUAUACUGCAGCAACGGAGACAACAACGGUUGCGGGAGAAAUCUGAGAAAAAGAAAAGUACGGAUUCAUCUUCAAAAAGAACUGGUUCAACUGAACAUCAUCGCAAACAUUCUAGUAUUACUGAUAUUGACAUGAUUCCAAUACCAAAAUUUGGGGAUUGGGAUGAGAGCGACCCAAAAGCUGGCGAAGAUUAUACAUACAAAUUCAACAAAGUGAAAGAUGAAAAGAAGAAUAUAUCUGAAAUGUUCUCAGCUGCUUUGUCGUCAGGACGAAACAAUGGUGUUAAUACCAAUAAUCAUGAAAAAUCUUUUUCCAUAUCGAAGAUUUGCUGCUUUCAUCUAUUUCCAAGAGGAAGGGCAUGAUUCGGGCAUGGCUUUGCUUCUGGC
Messenger RNA from Rosa chinensis, 859 nucleotides. RefSeq names its product RPM1-interacting protein 4-like. The transcript is spliced from 3 exons. The record is from RefSeq and is a predicted model, not a curated record. Lineage: Eukaryota; Viridiplantae; Streptophyta; Magnoliopsida; Rosales; Rosaceae. Bases 80 to 835 code for a protein of 251 amino acids.